This is a messenger RNA of Lactuca sativa (garden lettuce), 806 nucleotides long. RefSeq names its product FKBP-type peptidyl-prolyl cis-trans isomerase. NCBI's taxonomy places the organism in Eukaryota, Viridiplantae, Streptophyta, Magnoliopsida, Asterales, Asteraceae. The record is from RefSeq and is a predicted model, not a curated record.
ACAUUCCUUAUCUACUCCAAAGUCCAAAGCAGCCACACCCAAGUCCCAAGGGAGAGGUUCUACUUCUAUCAGCAAUGGCGUCCUCCAACCCUCUCUUCUCAUCACCACUCCCUCUGUCCCCACUCAGAUCCCACGCGCCGCUGCCCCUAACCUUCUCCUUCACAACGAAAGCAACCCCCAAUGAUUCUUCCUCUACCGAUGGUCCCACCUCCGAAUCACCCGAGACUGAAAGUUUCGAGGACCGACUCUCGCAGGUACGUCUGCGUUACCGGAGUGGCACAGGGAAGAAAGCCGACGCACGGAAGAGCAAGAAGUCCGGGAAGAAAUCCGGUGGGAGUUCAGGAUCUGGGGCAAACAUGUACCUCCCACCGGUGCCUUUGAAGGAGCCGAUUUCAGGUGGAGUGAAAGUGGAUUUCGGGUUCAGCCCGUAUUCGGAGAGGAUGAAUGGGCGGGUGGCGGCCCUUGGGUUAGCGGCGUUGGUGUUAGUGGAGCUGGCGACGGGAGAGAGUGUGAUAAAAUACCAUACGCCGUCGAUCAUUUUUAUUCAGGUUUAUUUUGUGGCUGCUGUUACGGCGGUGUAUUGUAAGGUUGAAAAGGAAAAGGUCAGCAUUUGGCCACAGUCGUAGUGAGGUGCUCCGGUUGACUCGGAGUAUUUGGCAUUGAUGAUUGGUACAGCUGUUUCUGUAUUUAGUUUUUGUUCAACGAUUGAAAUAUAUAUAUAAUAAUUAUUUGUUAAAAUGGCCAUAACAAUCGAUUGGAACUCUGAAAAUGUUUAUACACAUAAAAUAGCAACUUACUUAUGUUAA